Symsagittifera roscoffensis is the source of this 735-nucleotide messenger RNA. Its product is annotated as E3 SUMO-protein ligase NSE2-like. The record is from RefSeq and is a predicted model, not a curated record. Gene Ontology annotation, biological process: double-strand break repair via homologous recombination; protein sumoylation. The transcript has a single exon. NCBI's taxonomy places the organism in Eukaryota, Metazoa, Xenacoelomorpha, Acoela, Convolutidae. Bases 1 to 735 code for a protein of 244 amino acids. Gene Ontology annotation, cellular component: Smc5-Smc6 complex; nucleus. Gene Ontology annotation, molecular function: SUMO ligase activity; zinc ion binding.
AUGUCCCGACAAAAUUUUUACCAAGAAGAGAUCGAGCAAUCGAUGAGAGCUUUUUCAGACAUUUGUGUUGACGACGCAAACAAAUUAGCGGAGUUAUAUUUGAAAGGAGAACAGCUAGGAAUAAGUAUAGAUCAAUCUGAAGUCAGAAAACAGUUUAAGGAACUGGAAGAGCUGAUAAAAUCAAUAGCUCUCAGUCAAAAACAUCAUCAACACAUUAUUACAACUAGCAAUCAAGCCGAAAGUGAGAGGCGUGAAUUUGAAAGCUCCAUAUCGUCUGUUGUUGAUUUGACAAAUUUUGAAGAAGUUAAUGCAAACCUAGCAAAACGAUUAGAUGCGUUUAAGCCCGCCAAACGAAGGGUUGUCGAAGACAGUGCGGGUUUCAUUAGAGAAGCAAUAGAUGCCAUCAAAAGCGCCGAAGAUCGCUUGAAACGAAGCCGCGGCUCCAUCGAGGUGGUAGACAACAGUCAAGAGUCGGUCAUGCGAAAGAAAAAUUUGAUCUGCCCUUUAACCAAAAAGCAAUUUGUGAAUCCUGUUGCAAACAAGUUUUGCGGACACAAUUACGAAAAAGCUGCAAUUGAAAAUGCGAUUAAACAAUCUGAGAGGGCAUUCUUGUGUCCGUAUAAUUGUGCCAAUGAACGACCAGUAGAAUUAAGCCAUUUGCAGUCCAACGACGAAAUCAGCGCUUUGUUAAGUCGAACAGGCAGGGUGGAGGAUGACGAUGAUGAAAGUGAUUGA